CUCCAUGUUUGGGCUGUGGGAGGGGGCAGCAGCGGGCCUGGGGGGGCCCAGGACUACUUAAGAGCCGGACCGGUUGGCGUGUGGCACACCAUCACCAAGUGGCCAAACACACCGCCCCGGCUCGGCACUGUCAGGUGAUUGUCUCCUGGGAGAUUGAGGAAGAAGGAACCCUGCGUUGAAGAUGUGUGACGACGAAGAGAGCACCGCACUCGUGUGUGACAAUGGCUCCGGUCUGUGCAAGGCAGGCUUCGCCGGGGACGACGCCCCCCGAGCCGUCUUCCCCUCCAUCGUGGGCCGUCCCAGACACCAGGGUGUGAUGGUCGGCAUGGGGCAGAAGGACAGCUACGUAGGUGACGAGGCCCAGAGCAAGAGGGGUAUCCUGACGCUGAAGUACCCCAUCGAGCACGGCAUCAUCACAAACUGGGACGACAUGGAGAAGAUUUGGCAUCAUUCCUUCUACAACGAGCUCCGUGUGGCCCCCGAGGAGCACCCCACCCUGCUAACUGAGGCCCCCCUGAACCCCAAAGCCAACAGGGAGAAGAUGACCCAGAUCAUGUUUGAGACCUUCAACGUACCAGCCAUGUAUGUAGCUAUCCAAGCUGUGCUGUCCCUUUACGCCUCUGGCCGCACAACAGGAAUUGUCCUUGACUCUGGUGAUGGUGUCACCCACAACGUGCCCAUUUACGAGGGCUAUGCCCUUCCCCAUGCCAUCAUGCGCUUGGACCUGGCUGGCCGUGAUCUCACCGACUACCUCAUGAAGAUCCUGACUGAACGUGGCUACUCAUUUGUGACCACUGCGGAGAGAGAAAUUGUCCGUGACAUCAAGGAGAAGCUGUGCUACGUGGCUCUGGACUUUGAGAACGAGAUGGCCACCGCUGCCACCUCCUCCUCCCUGGAGAAGAGCUACGAGCUCCCUGACGGACAGGUCAUCACCAUUGGCAACGAGAGGUUCCGCUGCCCCGAGACCCUCUUCCAGCCUUCCUUCAUUGGUAUGGAGUCUGCUGGUAUCCAUGAAACCACUUACAACAGCAUCAUGAAGUGCGACAUUGACAUCCGUAAGGACCUGUACGCCAACAACGUCCUGUCUGGCGGUACCACCAUGUACCCUGGUAUUGCUGACCGCAUGCAGAAAGAGAUUACCGCUCUGGCCCCCAGCACCAUGAAAAUCAAGAUCAUCGCCCCACCUGAGCGCAAGUACUCCGUCUGGAUUGGUGGCUCCAUCCUGGCCUCCCUCUCCACCUUCCAGCAGAUGUGGAUCAGCAAACAGGAGUACGACGAAGCCGGCCCCUCUAUCGUGCAUCGCAAGUGCUUCUAAACGCACCCAGAACCCCUCGUCCCCUUCCCCCACCUGUCCCUACUCCUGCCCCAACCACCGCAUCUUUCCUUCUGCCCCCCCCCCCCACCCCUCCACCAUCUCUACAGUCUUGCCUGUAAACUGUGAACGCAUAGAGUCCCCCCUCCCCCUCCCCUUCCCCUCGCCCCGCCCUUCUCCUUCUGUGUCCUCUUUGCACUGCCCUCACCUGUGUGAAUGUGUUUUUUCUCUCUCUCAUUUUGAUGUUCUUAUUUUGUUGUUGUUUUGGACGAAUAAAACAAACAAAAGCUUGAAGGUGCUGCCGAUAUGAAAUUGUUGGGGGAUUUCUUUCCUGUGCGGGCACGUAGGCAUGAUAAGACUCCAGAGUUACAGAGGGCUGGCGGGAGGUGGGCGGGAGGCGGGCGGGUGGAACACGGUUCACCUGAGAGGGCCUUCAUGGCGGUUGGUUCUGGUUCAGAACCUAAAUCUGGUCCGGUUCUGGUCAACUGUGUUCCGGGUUAGGGUUAGCAGUUGCUGUUACAGUACCGACUCUACUGUACUCAAUCCUAAAAGGGGUUCUACUCAUGAGCUCCCUCUGGUGGUCCACCACCGCCACUGCACCCCUGCCGCUUUCUCUGAACGUGAGGUUAAAGUCUUGCUUGUGCUCUUUCACUACUGUAUGCUUCCAAGUGUGGAAAGGCAGUUCUGUGAGGAUAUUAUCAUUCUGAUUGCCCCAGGGGAAAAAAAUUAUAAUAAAAGCUCUGCAAAAAAAAAAA
This is a messenger RNA of Clupea harengus (Atlantic herring), 2067 nucleotides long. It is a transcript of the gene acta2, whose product is annotated as actin alpha 2, smooth muscle. The record is from RefSeq and is a predicted model, not a curated record. NCBI's taxonomy places the organism in Eukaryota, Metazoa, Chordata, Actinopteri, Clupeiformes, Clupeidae.